Paecilomyces variotii is the source of this 1939-nucleotide messenger RNA. RefSeq names its product oxalate decarboxylase family bicupin. NCBI's taxonomy places the organism in Eukaryota, Fungi, Ascomycota, Eurotiomycetes, Eurotiales, Thermoascaceae. The coding region runs from base 357 to 1847 and encodes 496 amino acids. The transcript has 4 exons. The record is from RefSeq and is a predicted model, not a curated record. Gene Ontology annotation, biological process: oxalate metabolic process.
CCUCACGAUAAAUUGUGAUCUGACUGAUCUGUGGAUCGCAAGAGGAGAAGAUGGAGCUCUAUCGUGGGAUCGAUUGGAGCACGAAUAGGCCAAGCUUUAGGCCAAGCUUCGACGGCGCCGGCAGAGGUGGAGAGAGGUACAACCAAGCUUUCAUUAGUCGAUGCCCGGUAUCGACGAAGCCGAAAACGGAGUAUACUGCGGCACUGCCCGUCUUGUUCUUGUGCAUAGUUACCCCCGAGUGAGUCACUGACUUGGGAGUUAGGACUAUGGUACCUCCAUGUCCUACGGUUGCGAGCGCUCCGGACCAUAAACCACCAUGACGGUGGGCACAACAUCGAGAGUCCUUGUUUCUCAUUAUGCAUUUCCAGCAUCCUUCGUUCAUCUCAUACCUGAGAGCUGUCUCUCUGGUUGGUGUUCUCCAUGCAGCCUACGCAGUGCCUGUAUCUCAGAGCUCUUCUGCCGUGGGUGACUGGGCUGGAGCAGCUGGAGAUGACGAGUCCAACGGUGGUGCGCCGCUUCGGGGCAGUAAGACCCUACUUGGCCAAAUCGCCAACGAGGUCAAUCGAGCAAGCAGUGGUGACGUUCCCAAGUCCUCAUACCAGCUUGCGCCUGGCCAAGGUGCGGACGCAGAGAUUGGCAUUCCGUUCACGUUCAAAGACACAUUGAACCCGCAGCCAAUUCGAGGUGAUCUGGGUGGUACCGAUCCGGGACCACGUACAUACGGAUACGACCGUCUUAAUCCCGACACACUGGCUCCCCCAGAAUCGGACAGCGGCGAAGUACCCCAGGGCAAGUGGCCGAUGGGGUUGUCGCAUAAUCGUAUUCUGCCGGGCCGUGCUGGGUGGUCGCGACAGGAGAAUACAGACGUACUGCCAGUUGCAACGGCUAUGGCCGGAGUAGACAUGAAGUUGUCACCCUGGGCGUAUCGAGAGCUACAUUGGCACAAGGCAAAUGAAUGGAGCUUGGUCAUGAAUGGCAGCGUCCGCGUACAGACCAUGAACGAGGAUGGCGAGACAUUUGUUGACGAUGUCACGGCUGGGGAUGUGUGGUAUUUCCCCGCCGGUGUCCCUCAUUCUCUUCAGGCUCUGGAUGAGGGUGCUGAAUUUAUGCUCGUGUUCGACGAAGGCGACUUUAAUGAUGGAGGCACCGGUCUCAUAUCAGAGAUGUUCCUUCGCAAUCCGAAGGAGGUAUGGUCAAAGGACCUUAAUGCACCGCUUUCAGCCUUCGAUGAACUGCCCAAGGAUCAGCUCUAUAUUUUCAACGGCUCUCCAGCCGGGCCCCUGAGCUCGCAGAAUGUCACUGGGCCUGGUGGAGUAGCCUCGGGUUCUCAGAGCUACACAUACCAUUUCUCUAAGCAGGCACCAUACGAGGUUCCUGGAGGAAGCAUCAAGAUUCUUGACCCGCAAACCUUUCCCAUUGCCGAGAUGUUCAGCGUAGCGUUGGUGACUAUUCACCCAGGCGCCAUGAGAGAAGUCCACUGGCAUGGUACCAGUGAUGAAUGGGGUUUCUUCCUUUCCGGGAGCGCCCGUGUCAGUGUAUACGUCGCGCCCACUUCAGGUGCGACUUUUGAUUUCUCUGCUGGCGAUGUCAGUUAUGUUCCUGCUACUGCGUCCCAUUAUAUUGAAAACACGGGCGACGAGGAUGUUGUCUUUCUGGAGGUCUUACAGGCACCUCGAUUCACUGAUAUCUCAGUCGGCCAAUGGCUGAAACUCACUCCGAGACAGAUUGUCCAAGACCAUUUGCAUCUGCCGGAUAGCGUACUUGACAAUCUGUCUCCAAACAAGCAGUAUAUAGUGCAAGGGAACACAAACCUGACUGCUCUUGCUAGCGGAAAUGGCACCGCAUGAGAAAAACAGCCGACAUAAUGCUCUUGAUGUACAUACUAAGUCGGAUGUACUGUUUAUAGCAUUUGAAAUAUACAUACAUAUGAUAUAUCCGG